AGGUGUAAUAUGAGAUGAAUUGAUAAAGAAUCUAUUCCAAAAUUCUUGCUUCGAAAGUUAACUUUUUUUCGGUUCCUAGUUUCGUGUGGAAGUAUUUGCUUACAAAUUGUGUAUAGGAAUUUCUUUUGUGUUUUAUUAUACUCUGUAAGCAAAGGGCUUUCUUCUUCGAAGGGUAUUUCUGUAUUGUUGUUCGAUCCUUCACGUUUGCGAUCCCAAAUUAAAUAAAAGCACUUUUCUUGUUUUCGGGGGUUUCUGCGUUUUUUUUUUCUAUGGAAAGGUUAAGUGCUGAUACGAUCUUGGAAAUAUCGAGCGAUGGAUUUUAAAGGUAUAACCUGGGCAGGGAACAUAUACGAGAAGUUUGAAGCUAUGUGUUUGGAAGUCGAAGAAGUUAUGUAUGAGGACACGGUGAAAUAUGUGGAAAAUCAAGUGCAGAAAGUCGGUGUAAGCGUAAAGAAGUUCUAUUCAGAAGUAAUGCAAGAUUUGGUUCCUCCGUCUUGUGUUGAUCCCGGUAAAGUACCCGCCGCUGCUGAUGUGGCACUGAAAACGUACGAUGACGUCAUCAGUAAGAAGCCGAAACUGAGCUUAUCAGACAACCGUGUCAGUCUCAAGAAAAAAGGAGAUGUUUCCGAUUUCAGUAACGAUACUUAUCUGCUACCACCUAAAGUAGUGGUCGAGAAUACGCGCUCCGACUCGUGUUCGACGAAGAGUAAGAAAUUGGGAGCGUGCAGACGACCCAUUGGCAUCAAAAGAAUUUCUCAGAACAGUCAACCUCCGAAAGUAACACGAGACAGAAUCGGCGAAACGAACGCAACAAAAUCCUCGGAAACCGUGGAAGAUAGUGCUGCGCCUGUUUCUGUUCCGGACAAAAUAAUAUGUUUAUCUGCUGAAGAAACAACUGUGAGGCAAGAAGAGAAAACCACCGAUUCUGAGUGCGCCUCUGAAAUUUCGUCUUUGGUGAACAAGAAAGAGGAUUACAUGGAAAACUCGGCCACUCUUAGCUUGCCGAACGAACCUAUUGGUGUAUUAGCCGAAGGCGUUUCGUGUUCUAAGUCGAGCUCGUGUUUGACGAGUAAUACAUGUGAUGUUGAGUCUGUGUGCAAGCAGGAUGUUACGACUUCUUAUGAAGAUGAAUUCAGGCAAAACGAUUUGUUUUCUCAAAAAAAUUCAAAUAUUGGCAGCGAUUCGUGCGAUGUUGAGGCCGUAAACGAGGAGGUUAUCGCAUCUUAUGAAGAAGAUGUUUUAGAUAACUUCGACAUGGAGGUUAUUGAGAAUGAGGAAAUUGUUGGUCAAAGACCGGAAACCUUUGACCCAGUCGGAAAGUCAAAGUUGGAGGAUACGUGUAUCUUGGUGGAAGGGGACAAUCUCCAUUUCGUUUCUCAAACAUCGCAUAAACCCGAAAACCUGAAACCCGAAACCUUUGACCCAGUCGAAAAGUCAAAGUUGGAGGAAACGUGUAUCUUGGUGGAUGGGGACAAUCUCCAUUUCGUUUCUCAAACAUCGCAUAAACACAAGUCAUACAAGAAAAAGAUACGCGAUGCUCUUUCAUCGAAACUAAGACCAACAAAGAAGCAACAUCAAUUACUUUAUGAUUAUAAAGAUUUAGGCGGGAAAAAUAAAACGGAGGCAAUUGUUCCAGCUCAUAUGGUGGAUCCCGAUAAAAGAAAAUUGCCAGCUGGCGAUUCUCUUGAAUCUGAUUGGGAGCUUCUCUGAUUGUAUAAUUUUCAAUACCCCCCUAUUCGCAAUAAUGGCUCAAAAAUAUUUCCGUCGGUCAAAAUAUUAUAGUAAAAUAUAAAUAAGUAGGGAUGAAAGCAUUGCUCUCUGAUUAGUGUUUUUCGUCAAAUCCAUAACGUAAUAUACGCAUAAGCUUUUUAUUACAUGUUUAAAAGGGCUGAUGAUGUCCUGUAAAAAUAUCGGUGUUUCUGUAUGUAUAUAUGAAUGAUCACUCUCGUGUAUAAAUGUGCAAUUGAGCAAGUCCCUUGUUUUAAGGUUACUUUA
Messenger RNA from Erythranthe guttata (spotted monkey flower), 1995 nucleotides. RefSeq lists its product as uncharacterized. Lineage: Eukaryota; Viridiplantae; Streptophyta; Magnoliopsida; Lamiales; Phrymaceae. The record is from RefSeq and is a predicted model, not a curated record. Gene Ontology annotation, cellular component: phagophore; autophagosome. Gene Ontology annotation, biological process: response to stress.